Messenger RNA from Aplysia californica (California sea hare), 3618 nucleotides. RefSeq lists its product as uncharacterized. The record is from RefSeq and is a predicted model, not a curated record. Lineage: Eukaryota; Metazoa; Mollusca; Gastropoda; Aplysiida; Aplysiidae. Bases 565 to 2208 code for a protein of 547 amino acids. The transcript has 2 exons.
AAAGAAUUUUUGCUUUUCUUAGAUGUCCUUUUUUUUGGACUCCAAAGAUGAAAAAAGAAAAAGAAUGAUAAUUUCUUGAUUUUCGCUUUCUCAGAACCAUAAAGUUGUUUUUCAUCAUUCAAUGUAAAAAAUGAGGGUAAAAAGAUGAUGCAUUGAGAAUACUACGUUGUGAUUUGUGCUGUGGAUAAUGCUCGGCAAACAUUUCAAUACGUCAAUUCAAAGCAAAAUAUCUCGUACUUAUGUACAUACAUGUACAAUUAAGCUAUAUUGUAAGUUUGCUUUUGGUGAAGUUCUUUCUCAUCAAAUUGUCUCCAUUUUGCACUCAUAAACUUUUUAAAAAGUGAAAUGAAAGAAAAGAUAGGUUAAGCCCAAAUAAUUGAUUUGGCCGAUCACUUCUUCCUUAUAUCUACCUUAUCUGGCAAUUAUUGAAAACAAGAACAAGAAAUCAAGAAAGCAAAUGGUGAGGUUAAUGCCGUGCACUCAUAAAUAAACUCAACAGUCGUAACCUCGACAUUUCAGGAAAGCUGAACAAGAUUGAAUGAUCAGAAUCAGCAAGAGUCGAGCAUGGGGAAGAAAAACAUGGCCAGUGGUGGUGACCCUUACAACGAUGAAGAGAUUUCAAGAGCAAGAACAUUACUUUUGGAUCAAAUGGAGAUUGGUCGAAUGCAGUACUUGAAAAGGAGACUAGUGGUAGGGGAAACUUUCCCUAACCUGUGGGAGGGUGAGGAAGGUAUGAUGGAGCACAUCAUGUGUCCGUUUCCUAUGCCGGAUGUGGAGAUGGAAAACGAUCCUGUGGAGAGCAGCGAGGGAAGUGGUUGUGGUUCUGAACGGAAGGCCCAUGUCCACAGCGGAGGAGAUGCUCGUGUCCAAGUCUCUAAUUCUCAGAGCUCAGGGGGGUCAGUAGAAGGCCUCUCUUCCACCAGGGACUCUCUGUGUUCCUCUGACCAGCAGGAGUCUGGUACUGGCUCUUCCUCCUCUACAGCCCCUGCUCAGAGUGUCUCUAAAUCGAGAACAGGGACUGUGACUUCAUUGGCUGAAAAUAAACAAAUUUCAUCUGAGCUUCUGUCAGCAACUGAUCACUUCCUGGCUUCGAUCUCGUCUGCUUCAAACAAUAGUGGUAUAGAUAAAGAUUCAAAGGUCUCUAGUGAGGGGGCUAGUUCGGCAUCUGAGGAGGUGACGAUUUCAUCAUGCACAAGUGACUCGGGGGCAGUCAGCCGUCCAGCACUGGAGAGUGGGUGUGAUGCAGUCAUGCAGUCAACACCAGGGGAUGAGGUGGAGAGUCCUCAGUCUCCCAAUGACUUGUCGGUAGAGGAGGAGGCCGUCUCUAUUGAAGAACUCUUGUUUUGGCAGAAAGUGUCUUCACUGUACUUUGAGCUGCUUGAAAUCAAGGAGUCUGUUGAAAAAUCUGACAUUGAGGCCAUAAAAACUGAGGGAGCCCUAUUAAAAGCAUUCAGGAUUUUGAAAAAAACGCGUUUUAAGCUGAAUGUCUUGGAGAAACAGUUCAAAUGUGACCAGCAAGAAAGAAUGCAGCAUGGUUAUAAUAUUAAGAUGCCUAAACUACUGAAAGUAAAAGAGCAAGAUGCAAAUCAGCACUGUUGGAAUAUCUAUGAUAUAACAAGGUGCUUUAACAGAAUUCGUUCCCUUUUGAAGAAAAAGCGCAGCGCUGUGACAAAGGCACGAAAACAAUUGAAGCUAGUGUCUGGAGAAGGAUCCUCGGGCCAGAGUUCUUCCCCUUGCUCUGAGAGCUAUGUCAGUGGCAUCAGCGAAAGCUUGAGUGACAGUGGCCAGAAUAUAGGUGGUGUUCCCAGCCAUAAACAUGAACAAGAAAUGUCUAGGCAGGAGUCGAAAUACUGGAAAAGCCUGGAAGAGAUUUUACUACAGUUGAGAAGAUUUAGUAGUAAGUUUGGUAAACUCCAGUUUAGAAAAGGUAAAAAGUAUGUCCUGAAAGGGUCCAGACUCGCUGUUGUGGGUAAGUUAAAACGUCAAAUUACAGUUCUAGAAGGUAAUUUAAAAGCCAAACAGCAGGAAGGGAGUCAAAUGGGAUAUCGGAUUUCUAGAAAAAGACCUAAACAUCAGUCUAAAAGAGAGAAAAGGCAAUUUGUUGCAGACUUAAAACAGGUGAAUGAAUAUUUUGUUAUUGUAAAUGAAAGGUUUCAGGCAGUGAUGAAACAAAUUGAAAAUGUUCCUGAGAUAAAUGUAUCUGUGUGAACUAUUAUUUUAACUGUUCGCUUAGCCCAGGUCUUUUUCAUUUUCGCACAUGGGCUUUUGCAGUUUGCAUAACUGUGUCUCUUGAGAAAUGUCAUGUUAACAGUUGUGUACAGUCUACCAUGCGCUCAAAGCCAUACACACACACAUAAAACGGAAUAGAUUUUCAGGUCCUGAAUUUUUUCUUAUCUGUGCGUUAUGCAUUUCAUUGUAUUUUAAAAUACACAUACAUAGUGGAAUAUGUACAUGAUAGCUUAUUUAGAUAGUGAACAGAUUUAUACGUCCCAACAAUUUUAUUAUGCGCGUGCUGGACUGUACUUAUCAAUAUCAUUUUAUUUUCCUCUGUCUACAUGAAACUUUGCCAUCUUCACCCAAUACUGAGUAUUCUGGAUCUUAGCAUGAUUUUUGCAAGAAGAGGUUCAUGGCUUAUAAUAUAUAUAUCAGAGUUGUAUUUCUAGAUUAGACUUUUGUUUAUGGUGCAAAAAAAAACUACAAAAACUUUUGUAAUGCACAGAGUACAAACUGGAGCGCGCGCUGGCCUACAAUUUUCUUGAUAUGAUUUGCAGGAUGCGGUCUGUAGAAUGUCAUUGACUCGGGUAGCCCGGUUGGUAAUUGGUGACAUUUUGGAUACUGAUGUGGAUGACCUUGGUUCAAAAUUUUUAGAUUUGUGUUUGGAAAAUUUUGAUGGCUGUUUACCCCACUGGUUCAGUCCCCAUCCCUAUCAUCACCAUCAGAGAUGCAAGUUAAAUCACAGGUCCCACCUUUUAAAUCCUUGCAAUGUUGCAAUACUAUGCUCAUUAUCAUUAAAUACUUUUGUUUUGAAGUGGGAACAGGAAAACAUAUGUCAUGACAUGGUAGAAUCAGGUUUUCGCUGGGUUUUUUGCUCAAUACUUUGCCUUUUUUAUGUCUGUUUAAAAACUCAUUUGUGUGGAUUUUAGUGAAAAAUUAUGAUCAAAGACACACCAAAAAAAUUAGUUUUUCUAAGGACAUUGAAGCUUUGGAAGUCAACAGACUUUGGUGGCCAAUUUUUCAUUAAUUGUACCCCUGACACCAGGCAACCCCACCUCCUUCAAUGGCAAAUUUCUUUACUUCUAUUCAAGGUAGAUGGGUAUUUUUUCAUAAAAAGUAACACCAAUGAACAAGCUUCAAGAUGAUACCGGUAACCCCAUAUAUAUGCCCCAAAACGUAUGAGCGCCUGAUUCCACCCAACAUGACACAUGUUUAUUUAGGAAUGAAAUUAAAAUUGUUUUCGUUGUGUAUCAGUUGUUGGAAAGUGACUCUUAAAAAAAUGUCAUUUUAUGUACCGUAGUAGAACUGAUAGUUUUGAGUGGUAUUAAAAACGGUCGCUUUUAAGGACACAAGCGGGAUAAACCAGAUUUCGGGGGUUUCCAGAAAUCUUGACCUACACCAAAA